UUAUGAGGUGGGUUGAGAAAUGCAAGGGGCUUGCUUAGGGUAGGGAAACGUUAUCAGGCUCAAGGGGGUGAGGUGUUUUGCUCAAGAAGUGUUUGUGACAACCAUGACUAAGGGAUUUGAGGAAGUGGCAGAAAGAGAGAUUUAUGGCCCUCCAACUCCUCUUGGUGUUGACCCAGGAACAGGUGUGUAGUGACAGGGACACAUAAAGCCAGAGACGAGGCUGAACAGGCGGCAGGGCCAUUUGGUGAGGCAGUCAGCUGACUCCACGUAAAAGGAGCCCUGACUCACUGAGGAGUGGGAGAGGGGAGAGAAGUUGGGAGCUGAGCCGCCAGCCCAGCCACCCACCCUGACAUGAUGGCAGGGGAGAGUCCAGGGUCUGGGACCUGGAUCCCUGCUGCCUUGGUGAUCCCGGGCUGACAGCCAGAGAGCACAGCGGCUCAGCUCCUGGAGAGUGAGGGCUGAAGAAAGCGGAGGGCAGCCGCCCGCGCCCGCUGGCUCCCAUUAGGUCGGUUCCUGCAGCGGUGCCCGGCGGCCUUGGCGAAGGCCCUGCCCGGCAGAGAUCAUGUAUUGCCUCCAGUGGCUGCUGCCCGUCCUCCUCAUCCCCAAGCCCCUCAACCCUGCCCUGUGGUUCAGCCACUCCAUGUUCAUGGGCUUCUACCUGCUCAGCUUCCUCCUGGAGCGGAAGCCUUGCACAAUUUGUGCCUUGGUUUUCCUAGCAGCCCUGUUCCUCAUCUGCUAUAGCUGCUGGGGAAACUGUUUCCUGUACCACUGCUCUGAUUCCCCGCUUCCGGAAUCGGCGCACGACCCCGGCGUUGUGGGCACCUAACAGCCCGCCCAGUUAGCUUUCCAAGGAAGCAGAAGACGGGAGGGGAGGCAUUGACAUAGGUCAUAAAGCAUUGGAGUUUCAAAUCCCGCAGCCCCGCGGGUGCCACAUUCCUGACGGCGCCUUUUUGGCCUGUGAUGUUUUAUCCUUAUAAUGUGAAUAAUGGCACUGACCGGUGCUUUUAUUGUAGAGUCCUGUAGUCGUGGAUGGUCUUGUGGUUGUGUCUGUUCUGUCCCCAUCUUGGUCCCCAGCUGGCAGGAUGGCCACCCCCCUCGCCUCAUUUCUGCGAGGAGUCUGUGCCCAUCCCGGUCAACCGGCCGGCUAUGACCUGGGCAGAUAAAACGCCAGUCUCAUUGUCACCUCUAUGACCCCUCCUUGACAGAGUCUGUUCCCUUCCCAGAAUGCUACCGUCUCCUUAGUCUCUCUCCUGGUUUCCCUUUAGUUCUUUUCUACCCCUUUCCUUUUUAGGGGAGCACCUGUCCAAGACAGGGCUCAUUUUUGCACUUAUCUCGAAUUUAAAGAGAUUGCUGACGCCCGAGAGCCUCGCUUUUUCAUUGUCCUUUCCCUGGUCAGCAGGCUAGGCAGAAAUAUGUCUUGACGGUUUGUUGUCCACAAAUCUCCAGUAUUUUCUCCACUUCAUUUUUAAGAAAGAAGUAACAGAUACAUGUUGCUCUUUGACCUGGGUGUCUGGGCUCAUGCUUACCAGCCUAGCCUCACUUCCUUUGCCCUUCUUCCUGCCUUUCUCCACUGUCCCGAGGAGGGGGCCCUCGUUGUGUCUCCCGUGCAUGCUCUGCAGGAUUGAGGUGUGGUGUGUUCACAUAGAUCUAGCAGUCCCCAGCCGAGUAAGUGGGAGAGUACUUUUGUGUUUCAUAACAGCCAUGAUCCCCUUGAUAGAUGUUUGGAUAUAUUUUGGUGUGCCGUGCGUGUGUGUACGUGUACAAAUAUGUGUGUAUAUUCCUUUUAAAGAAGCUUCAUCGAACGUUGUUCUGAUUUUGAGGUUUAGCAAUAGCUAGCUAUAGUAGGUGCCGCUACAGUUUUUAUUUAGCGUGGGGAUUGCAGAGUGACCAGCACACUGGACUCCGAGGUGGUUCAGACAAGACAGAGGGGAGCAGUGGCCAUCGUCCUCGCGCCAGGAGCUUCUUCAGUCCUGCGCAUAUAGACUGUACAUUGUGAAGAAUACACAGGAAGACUUUGUGACUGUCACUUGCUAUUUUCUUUUUCUGCACUUCAGUAACAAGUGUUGGCAAAUGAGACUCUCUCCUGCCCUGCCCACUGGGGAUCAGCGUGGUUGUCCUUCCAGUCUAAACCAUCCACCUUUCUCUUGGCUGAGGGGGGGAGGGAAGUGGGCCAGGCAGAGGACAGAACUGGAGGCAGUCCAUCUAGGGAAUGGGACCGCGAGGCCACACUUGUGGAACAUUUGGACUGCUAUUCUGGAGCUUUUAUUUCUGGUGUGUUCGUUGCACAGCUGUUUGAAAUGUUUAAUAAAGCUUUAUAAACUUUA
Messenger RNA from Ceratotherium simum simum (southern white rhinoceros), 2324 nucleotides. Lineage: Eukaryota; Metazoa; Chordata; Mammalia; Perissodactyla; Rhinocerotidae. The record is from RefSeq and is a predicted model, not a curated record.